Messenger RNA from Erythranthe guttata (spotted monkey flower), 3238 nucleotides. RefSeq lists its product as uncharacterized. Gene Ontology annotation, cellular component: catalytic step 2 spliceosome. Gene Ontology annotation, biological process: mRNA splicing, via spliceosome. The record is from RefSeq and is a predicted model, not a curated record. Gene Ontology annotation, molecular function: RNA binding; protein binding. NCBI's taxonomy places the organism in Eukaryota, Viridiplantae, Streptophyta, Magnoliopsida, Lamiales, Phrymaceae.
CUAAAAAAAUAAAAAUAAAAAUAAAAAUAUUAGAUGAGUUUUAACGAAAUCCAAUAGCGCUGAGCCCUAAUUUCAUCUUCUUCCCCCCUUUGCUAUUUUCUCAAAUCUCGAUUCGUCACCGGCUCAUCCUCGUCGACGGUUCUCGGCAACCCUUCACCACCGUCUUCUCCAAUCCAUAGACUUUUUAUUCUGUCUGCUCCGCCGCCUCUCAGUCGAUUCAGUCCGUGGCGGUACAAAACAACCUCCCAGCCGACGUCGUUCGCCACUCCGGCAGCGUAUCAAUCUCUUAGUCAACAGCGCCGCCUUGCGGUCCGGUGAAAGUUCAAUAAUUUUGUGCUUUUAUGUGCUAGGGUUUUUCUGAUAGUUAAUUAUCUUCACGAAAGAAUGGCUCGGAAGCAUCAUUCUGAUUCCAGCAGCAGCGAAGAUGAGAAACGAGUUGCCAGGCGUCAACAUGUUAAGUCUUCCGAAGGCGACAGGAGAAAGAGGAGGGGUAACGGCCGAAAUUCGGAGAGUGAAGCAUCCGAAGAAGAAGUCAGGCGCGAAAGGGAGAUAAGGAGAGGGAGAGAUGAUGAUGAAAGAGUAGAAAAGAGAAGGGGGGAUGCGAAUCCUGCUCGAGAUUCUGAAAGAGAAGAUAGGAGAACAAGAAGUGGGCAAGAUGAUGAGAUUGAGGAGAACGGACACAAGAGUAGGAAAAAUGAUAGGGGUAGUGAGAGAAAAUCACGACAUGAUGCAGAUAACGAUGGUGAUAGAAAAGUUGAGGGGCGGAGGCACAAAGACUAUCGUGAUUCAGAGAGUGAUAGGGGAGAUAGAAGCCGUAGAAGUGAACGUAGAAGCGAACGAGGGCGUGAGGAUGAUUAUGAGGAAGGGGAGUACAAAGACCGGGAUAAUCGUUACAGCAAGCAUGUCGAUAGAGAAGAUGAUAGGAAAGAGCGGCGGAUGGAUAGAGAACGAGAUCGGGAAAGAGACAGGAGACACGGUGAGAAUGGUGAUAGAGAUAAGAGGAGAAUCAAGAAGGAUAAGAAUGAGAGUGAAGUAGAGGCUAAGGGUUUGAAAACAAAUGGUGAUGGCAAGGAAAACGAUGCAGUGAAGGUACAACCGAAUGUGGGGAUGGAUGUGGUUGCGAAUAUGGGGAGGAGUGGUGGAGUGUAUAUUCCUCCGUUUAAGUUGGCGAGAAUGAUGAAGGAAGUCGAGGAUAAAAGCAGCGUCGAGUAUCAGAGAAUGACGUGGGAUGCACUGAGGAAGAGCAUUAAUGGAUUGGUUAACAAGGUGAAUUCCACUAACAUCAAGAAUAUACUUCCGGAGUUGUUUGCAGAAAAUCUGAUAAGAGGGAGAGGUCUGUUUUGUCGGUCUUGCAUGAAGUCUCAAAUGGCGUCUCCAGGUUUCACGGAGGUGUUUGCAGCAUUGGUUGCUGUGGUGAACACCAAGUUUCCUGAAGUUGGCGAUCUUUUGUUGCGAAGGAUAAUACUACAGCUUCAGAGGGCAUAUAAGCGCAAUGAUAAGCCACAAUUACUUGCCGCAGUCAAAUUUAUCGCACACUUGGUGAACCAGCAGGUGGUUCAUGAGCUUAUUGCUCUUGAGCUGCUGACUCUGCUCCUGGAUAAGGCAACUGACGAUAGUGUUGAAGUGGCUGUUGGCUUCGUUACUGAAUGUGGAUCCUUGCUCCAGGAUAUUUCUCCUCGUGGAAUGCAUGGUAUCUUUGAGCGAUUUCGUGGAAUUCUUCAUGAAGGAGAAAUAGAUAAACGUGUUCAGUUCUUAAUCGAAGGCCUCUUUGCAUUGCGAAAAGCAAAGUUUCAGGGGCAUCCUGCUAUCCGUGAUGAGUUGGACCUAGUGGAUGAAGAAGAUCAAUUGACUCAUGAGGUAUCUCUCGCUGAUAACAUAGAUCCCGAGAUUGCCUUAGAUAUCUUCAAGCCGGAUCCGCAGUUCACGGAGAACGAGAAGCGGUAUGAAGAACUGAAAAAGCAGAUGCUAGGUGAAGAAUCUGGGGAUGAAGAUGCGGACCCAGACGAUGAAGAUGCAGGUUCAGAUUCAGAUGAUGAGGAUGAGCAAGACUCGGAGGAAGAAGAUGAAGAGCAGAUGAAAAUAAGGGACGAGACGGAGACAAAUUUGAUCAAUCUUCGAAGAACUAUUUAUUUGACAAUUAUGUCUAGUGUUGAUUUUGAAGAAGCUGGACAUAAGCUAUUGAAAAUCAAAUUGGAGCCUGGUCAGGAGAUGGAAUUGUGCAUUAUGUUGUUGGAGUGUUGCAGUCAAGAGAGAACCUACCUCCGCUACUACGGACUUCUUGGGCAGCGGUUUUGUAUGAUAAACAAAAUUCAUCAGGAGAAUUUUGAGACGUGUUUUGUCCAGCAGUACUCUAUGAUCCAUCGGCUUGAGACCAAUAAACUACGAAAUGUGGCUAAGUUCUUUGCUCAUUUACUCGGCACAGAUGCCUUGCCUUGGAAUGUUUUGUCGUAUAUACGGUUGACUGAAGAGGAUACAACUUCUUCUUCCCGUAUUUUCAUCAAGAUUCUUUUCCAGGAAUUAUCCGAGCACCUUGGAAUUCGCUUACUCAAUGAACGUCUAAGUAACCCGUCCAUGCAAGACUCGUUCGACUCAAUAUUUCCAAAGGAUAAUCCAAAGAACACUAGGUUUGCUAUCAACUUCUUCACUUCCAUUGGUCUUGGUGGAAUCACAGAGAAUCUACGAGAGUAUCUCAAAAACAUGCCAAGGCUCAUCAUGCAACAGCAAAAGGCUAUCUCCGAGUCAGAAUCUGGAUCUGAUUCUUCUAGUUCUGAAUCUGAAUCAUCGAGUUCUGAGUCAAGUGAGAGUGAAAGUGAAAGUGACGAUAAGCACAGGAAGAAGAGAAGAAGACACUAAGGAUGAUGAUUUCGACAUCAAAUGUUAGUUACACCUUUCACACCACGUGUUUUUUCAGAGACUGUGUUACGGUUUUGUUUGUGAUAUAACAUGCCUAGGAUUCUUUAUAAAUCGUUGCGCGAUCCUUGGUUCCUGCUUUGCGGUAUUUAUUCUUGUAUUUGUACUUUGUUUAUCGGUAAAUUUCGAAAAUGGUACCUGCAUCUUGAAUGUUGCACUUUUCUUGAAUCUGCUUUUAGUUUCCUUCUUUGACAAAUCUUCCCAUAUGUAUGAUGUUUGUUCUUGAUGCUAUGUUAGUUGAGUUUACAUUGUGUAAUAUUUUACUGUUCAUCUGAACACGAAUAAUCCACUUCUUUACGAGUGUAUGAAACACGAAUUUUCAUUCGGU